AUGAUGAUGAGAGAGCGCUUUGACACGGAGGAGAACAGACAGAGGGCGACCACCAUGUGGAGGCAAACUUCAUUCCCUAAGGUCAUCGCCCAGAAUCCGGAUAAGUCGCGCUCAGAGUGCCUCGAAAUACUCUUCGACACGCUCGAGAAGAUCCAGAAUGCAUUGCCACCACAAGACCGGCCAUCGAGCUCGCUGGAGGGGGUACAGGCGGAGCUGCGAUCAGCAGUUGCCAUUGCGACAGCUCGAUCACAGUCCGGACAAUUCCAAGCUUCUGAGGAAUACGACGCGUACGAUCAUCAUUGGACUGACCGUACAUACGGAGGAAGAGGUCGUGGAUACAGCCGCGGGGGCUACGGUCAGGGCAGGGGAAUCUAUGGGUACAGAAACAACCGUGAAUCAGGACCACGAGGAGGAUACCGCGGAGCACGACAAGGAAAUGGAGGACCUCGUCAGAAGAAAUGCUUCAUCUGCGGGAAACCAGGAUGUUGGUCCAAGUAUCACACCGGAGACGAACGGAAACGAUCUCUCGAAAACUUCCGCGAGCAGCACUACUUUACGACGGGCGAGUCAGCCACAACACCGGACUUUCAAUUGUUCCUGGGUGAAUUUGAAGGCUCAGAGAAAAAGGAAGGCCACGACGACGAUGAUUCACAUGAACCAAGCCAGAUGCUCGCAGAGUUGACCAUUGAGGACGACAAUCAGGAGAGAUUCUUGACGGAGCCUGGAGGAGUUCAUUGA
Penicillium bovifimosum is the source of this 738-nucleotide messenger RNA. RefSeq lists its product as uncharacterized. The record is from RefSeq and is a predicted model, not a curated record. Lineage: Eukaryota; Fungi; Ascomycota; Eurotiomycetes; Eurotiales; Aspergillaceae. The transcript is spliced from 2 exons. The coding region runs from base 1 to 738 and encodes 245 amino acids.